Molecule: messenger RNA, 5455 nt
Organism: Cydia splendana
Lineage: Eukaryota; Metazoa; Arthropoda; Insecta; Lepidoptera; Tortricidae
Product: centrosomal protein of 104 kDa
Exons: 19
Coding region: 331-4008 (1225 amino acids)
Cellular component (GO): cilium
Source: RefSeq, a predicted model, not a curated record
AAACCCAUAAAUUAGUUUCACGGGCCGUGCAUAGAUGGCGCUGUCAUCAAAAAGUAAAAUUUUCAUUAGGAGCGAACUUCGCGUCGAACUUAUUGAUUUUCCUCUCCCUACUGACUUCGCAUUCUUCUUUCAUUUCCUCGCAAGCUCUCCGGUAUAACUUUACACUAAAUAUCUCAGUAAAUGUAGUUAAACGUAAUUCUAAACAUUUUCUUAGUUAUGAUUUGACGAAUGAAGUGUCCUUUUAUUUAGUGUUUUUUUGUUAGUGGGGAUUUUAUUAUGUUAGUGAUGGGAGAUUUGGGAGCAGUGGUGAUGGUGGCCAGAUAAAGGGAUAUGCCGAAACGCAUCCCGUUCCACGUCGUGUACGCAACAAGUGAGGACAGCUCGUACCCAGCAUGCGAGCUGAACUCGCAAGGCCCGGCGGCGCGCGGCUGGCGCUCCGCCGGCGGCCCGCCACACGAGCUACUGUUGCGGCUCACGAGCGUCGCCAGCGUACACAAGCUCCAGCUCCUGGCCCACCACCAGCUAAUCCCAUCAAGCGUGGAGGUCCUCGUAUCUGGCGGCCUGGUGUCCGAGGGCGCUGCUACGCCCUGUGGAGCCACCUACACCAGCGUGGGCCGCGUCACCCUCGCCAGGCCCGCGCUAGAGGCCAGGACCAGGGAGCUCAGGUCGGCAGCUCUUCCAGAACCUACCAUCGCACGAUUCGUGAAACUGAAACUAUCUGGCCCGCAUCCACCAGCAAACGAUAACGACCAGGUAGCACUAAUGGCAGUGAACGUGCUGGGCGAGGAGGUGGAGGACCUGGAGAAGUCGCCCGUGUCCAACAAGGAGCUGUGCUAUUCGCCCUACGACGACCUGGCCUUCGUCAUGUAUGUCGACACCGAGAUCGCCGACCUGGUCAGGAGCUUGGAUGAGAAGAAACGGAUUGCAGUGUGUGAAGAGCGAUUUGAGUACGCUCGGCGCCUGAAGUCAGCAGGGUCAGCGCUGGCGGCGGCGGGCAUCAGGAUCGGGCGGUGGCGGCUGCGCAAGCGCACUGCGGCGGCGCGCGACGACUUCGAGCUGGCGCGCCGCAUGCGGGACCGCAUCGCGGACGCGCUCGCCGGGAUCAAGGACGAUCCGGCGCUCAUGAGGCUGUUUGAGGAGGAAGGGCCGGACACCCGCAACGACUCAUCAAUGGCGCAAGAGUACGAUUUCUCCCACCACCUGUCUCCGUCCGUGGCCGCCGGCGCGCUGAGCCUCGACAUCCCGUCGCCCGUGCCGCCCAUCGACGAGCCUGACUGCCAGGAAGAUGUUGUGCCUCACAUACUCAAAAAUAGCGUUGUGUUUCAGUCCCCAAUCCAACAAUUGCACGAAGAAGCUCAACCAGAACCCCAGCUCUUCCAAAUUGAACAACCAACGCAGCAACAAUACCAGCAACCAUUACUACAAACUACCCAACAUGAGAAAAUGAAAGAAGAAGCACAAAGAAGGGAUGAUUUUGAACAGAAAGAAGAAAUGCAAAGAAUGGAAGAGCUUCAGAGACGAGAAGAGGUACAGAGGAGAGAAGAAGUCCAGAGGAGAGAAGAAGCCCUGAGGAGAGAUGAUUUUCAGAGGAGAGAAGAGACCCAGAGGAGAGAUGAGAUCCAGAGGAGAGAAGAGACUCAGAGGAGAGAAGAGAUUCAGAGGAGAGAAGAGACUCAGAGGAGAGAUGAGGUCCUAAGGAGAGAAGAAAUCCAGAGGAGGGAAGAAGAAGAGUUGAGGAAAGAGACCGAUAGUCCUAGAAGGAGCAUCACGCCUAACGCUGCCAAUGGCACUUUGGUCCGGCGGAGGAAUAAAAGCGCGGGGCCUAGAUCUACCUUUGAAGCGUAUGAAGAAAGACUGCUUCCAGCAUUGAGACAUUCUCACACGAACGAGUACCUUCGGGAGGCGCGCGAGGAGGAGUGCAGCGGCGGCGGCAGCGCCUCCUCCCACCCCCGGCCACCUCACAAGCUCAACGAGCGGGAACGCAAGCAGGCUGCCCUGCCCAUACUCAUCUUCGGCUAUCCUAUUGUGGAGAAAUUCUAUUCGAAAAAUUACCUGGAUAAGGAGGAAGGCCUGGCAAGAUUGCGCGCCGAGCUGACAUCUCCAUCCAACGGCAGCACAAAGACCUCACCCAACAAGACGGCGCGAGCGGCGGCACUGCUGUUGCAGCGGGCCCUCAGGGACAAGGUGUUCUCCGUGUACAGCCAGGCCAACGAGGUGCUCAAGACGCUGUUCCAAGAGUUCGUGCCGGGCAGGGUGUGCGCCGCUGAAGUGGGCCGAUGUCUGGAGAAGCUGCUGCCAGAAUUACUCCGAGCUUGCGGGGACCCGGCGCCCAGGGUCCACUCCACCGCGCAACACACCGUGCUCACUGUCGCUGACUGCCCGCAAGUCAGGGCCCUGCACAUAAUCCCGCAACAGCUGGUGCGCGCGGUGCCCGCAUCCAUGCACCCCCGCCUGGCGCUCUCCCGCUUGCAGAUGCUGGAGCAACUCAUACUCAGCCACGGCAUCUCUACUGAUAAGAAUAGCGGGCUGACGGUCCGGCGGCUGGCCGAGUGCGGCGCGGCGGGCGCGCAGCACGCGGCGGGCUCCGUGCGCGCCGCGGCGGAGCGCAUCCUCCUCGCCGCCUACGCGCGCUCACCGAGAGUAGUCAGGGCUCAACUGCCGCCCGACGAUGCUGUGACGCGCCGAAACCUUAUCUAUAGACAUCUGUUCCAGCAGUUCGACAGGAUUGACAUGCAGAAAAUUUUAAACCAAGCGCCUUCAGAAGAACAGCUCCUGAAUGGCGACCAAUCAGCAUCUCACUCCGCCGCAGAAACCGCGAGCGUCGCCCAAUCCACGCGCAGCGGCACCACCAGCGGCAUAACCUCGUCGUUCGGGAUGACGUCAUCCAUCGGGGCCACCUCCUCCUACAGCCUCAAGUCUAUGGCCUCCAGCAUCAGUGGAGCUACACUAGCACCAUCCAGCUUAAGCGGAAGUUAUACAACCUCCAAGUCGAAAAGCAGUCUUAAAAAAUCUCCUACGAAGAGGUAUACUCCGAGCAGGGCUGUUAAGGAUUUCGCAAACUAUCCUUGUUAUAAUAAACUGAGGUUGGACAGUGCUGUGAGUCCGAAACAUUCUCCGAGGUCCAAUGCUGCUGAGAAGGUUCAUUUCCAGGACAAGGAAGAGGAGCCAACAGUGGUGUACCGGCGCACGAACCGCAACACAGAAAACCGCCACUCCAUGAUCCACUACGAUCACGACAACUCCAAGCCACAGCUCAAAGAGCGACCUAUCACCGUGUACGAACCUCUGCACUUGGAAUACAGAGACUCUCCGUCUUUAGGUUCACCUAAAACAUCCAGAAUGGACGUUCGAAGUAUGGACUCUCUGCCUAUGGAUUCACCACAAAUGUCCAGAAUAGAUUUGAGAUGUGAUUCUGAUAGCAGGAGCUUGGAUUCUCCUAAAGUGAAGGCGGAUUAUUAUAGGGAGGCGGUGCUGGAAUCUCCUAAGCUAGUAGCUGGGCUAAGGAACUUACAACUGGAUGACAGUCAGAUGGAUGAGAGCGGUUACUACAGCCCUGGGCGGCGGCAGCAGGCCGUGAGCGAGACGCACUUCGAGUCGUACGAGCGCGGCGCGGGGGACGUCAGCAGCGACACCACGCCCGAGCCGGUCUGCAAUACGACCUGCACUUGGUGCGGGCGUCGCGUGCGCGCUGACGGGCUUGAAGCGCACUACUGGCGGCGCUGCGUGCUGCUGGCGCGCUGCCCCAGCUGUCGCGUGGCCUUGGAGGCGCGGGUGCUGCACCUACACUUGCUGGAAGAGUGCUCAAUGGGCGAGGGUUCGUGGAAGGCGUGCGCGAAAUGCGGUGCCGCGCUAGCAGUGGGCGAUCCAGAAUACCACAACUGCAUACCAUUAGGCAUGGACGAGUGGAAGUGUCCGUACUGCCUGACGAACGUGCUGGCGCGCGACCUGCCCUGGCAGCGCCAUCUCAUGCAGUGCCCUAGAAACCCACGGCUCAGCAAAACCUCGUAACGUAAGAAAUAGAUCUAAUCUGAGAUUGUUUUGUUUUCAGUGAAGUCAAUUUUCAUAAUGAUAAUGCAUAGAAGGCCUUAUUGAGAGUAACGCACACAUUCAAAGUGGGUAUGUUAGAGGCAAAUAAAGCCUAUGAUUGGAUAUUACAUCUUUGUAUGAAUUUAAGGCUGUCCAUUGACUGUCCAUUGUUUUUCACAAAGUUUGGAAUAAAUACUCAUUUAGACUUUAAAAAGAUCUCAGUAGAUAUUAGAUAGUUAUAACUAAUUUAAUUAGAUAAUUUCUCUUAAAAUCAUGAAAUGAUAUGCGACUAGUUGACCGGCCAAAUUUGAACUUUAACUUCUAAUACGUAAAGUCCAUUUUGAAAUGAUUAAAAUAUGAAUUUAAAGGUAUAGGUAAUAGACGACAAGUUAUAACAAAUAUAUAACAGAAAACUUACAUAAUUCUUGGUAGAACUUCAUAAUUAAACUUUUUUUAGAAAUAAAUAUGCGAUGAAAGGGUAAAUAGUCAUUUUUUCAGGGUUAAUAGCAAGCAUAUAUCGGACAGUUUUAAAUAUGUUUUAUCUCAAAAUUAUUUAGUAUAUGAAAUUUAAGGCACUGCUUUCCUCCACUGCUACCGUCCAAAAUUCUAGAAUCCGUCUUACAAAUGCUCAGUUACGCUUGUACUUUAGUUUUAAAAUUAAACAAACUCUACCUACUUAUAUUUAACUUACAAAUAUGCACUAUUUAUGUUUAGAACUUGGCCAUAACUAUAUGCACAUUUUAGUUAAACGUUAAUCUAUUGUUAACAAAAAGUUUUUUAAACUUAGUUACAUUGUUGUUAUUAAUUUUAUGACAGUUUGUUUUCGUUAUGUAACGUGUUACUUACAAUAUUACCAUAGGGUAGAGACUAAUUUGUUCAUUUAUUGAAGUUAGUAUUUUUCAUUAGAUGUCACAAAGAGUCAUUAGUUAAUCGUAUGUACUUCAUUUAUUUCAUCAACCAGCAGUGAAUUUGGCAAAAUUUCGCUAGAAAUUAGUCGUUUAUGGUUUAGAGUAGCAAUCAAAACUUCUGUUUUCUUUUUUGCAUAGAAUGAUAUUCAGAAAUACGUUCUAUAUCAUAUAAGGCCACGGAAUGCCCUACAAUGUUGUAGAUCACAAAACAAUAGCUACCAAACUGCGCGAACUAGUUGUAGAAUAGUUUUAAUGUAAUCGUAGUUAAAGUUAACUAGCGUAGCCACAUCACCCACUGUGAUAGGGUCGAGUUUUCGUUAAAUCAGGAAUAAAGCGCGGGACUUCGUUGACGGUUUAGAUUUUAACUUAAAUUUAAGACUCAUAGAACUAUUAAUCACUCCACUUCAGUUUCUUGGUAUAUUUUCGCACAUUUGGAACUGUCAGCAUUUGUAUAUUCCAUAUUAUCUCAGUAUGUGUACACAGACUAUUUAACCCCUGGAUUCUGCAUGGUCUAAAUUAGG